UGCUGCCGCGGUGCGAAAUGUUUAAGGAGGUGAUUUUCGUACCUCGUAUUAUAGCAUUCAAUGAAAGUAUUGUUCCAAUAGGAAGAAAACACAAGCAAUUCCCCACAGCAGUAGUUUGGCAUGACGCCAUAUCGGGACGAUCCAAAGAAGACAUUAUUAGUGCCUUCUAUGCUUUUUUUCUGGAUAACAGAGACGUGGAAAAUAUUAUUUUGUGGUUGGACAACUGUGCAGCCCAAAAUAAAAACUGGGCUUUCUUUAGUUUCUGUGUGUAUCUGGUAAAUUCUUCUGACGUCGCUUUAAAAUCUUUAUCUCUAAAAUUUUUUGAACCGGUACAUACAUUUAUGUCGGCAGACUCAUUUCACCACCAGGUAGAAAAGUCCCUAAAGCAAAUGAAAAGGGUGUUUGAUUUCGAAGAUUAUAAAGAUGCUGUUCAAAAAGCUAACUCGUCCAAAGUGAAAUUAAUUGAAAUGAAAAUUAACAAUUUUUUCAACUGGGAAGACAAAAGUUCUCAGUAUAAAUUAAGCAGAAUAAAUCCUCGGCCAUAUUUAAACAAUAUGGUGCAGGUUGAUUUUGAAAGAGGAAAUCAGUCAUUGUCGUACAAAUGCACAUUUAAUGAACAAGAGGCUAUAGUAUUGAAUUUUUUAGUAGCAAAGCACCAAAAGAAUGGUUUGGAAAAGCCUAAAAGCAAGAUCGACUAUCGCGGCAUAAGUCAAAAUAGGAAGGACACUCUUAUAAACCGACUUCGUGGAAUUAUUCCCAUUACCAGAAUGAACUUUUGGAAUGAUUUGCCGGUAUCCGAAAAUCCUGUAACUGAAGAUGAAUAAAUUACUAAUCAUAAUCAAAAUUUCAGUUGACAUAAUACCGGGUGUCCACUUAUAUUUUCCCC
This is a messenger RNA of Diabrotica virgifera virgifera (western corn rootworm), 886 nucleotides long. RefSeq lists its product as uncharacterized. NCBI's taxonomy places the organism in Eukaryota, Metazoa, Arthropoda, Insecta, Coleoptera, Chrysomelidae. The record is from RefSeq and is a predicted model, not a curated record. The transcript has a single exon. The coding region runs from base 18 to 824 and encodes 268 amino acids.